AUGGGGCCUCUCACAUCAAAAUUACACUACCCGGUUGUCGAGCCAGCCUGCGAUAUGGCUCGGCUAGAGGAACUGGAGAGCGCUGCGUGUGACGUUAUCCAAUAUGUGAAACAGAUACAUGAUCUUAGGCAUGCGAGACUUUCGGUCAUCGGAGGGUUGGCAUUAAUGCAUUACCUCCCUAAAUACCGCUCAACAGAUGAUAUCAAUUUUAUUACGAAUAUAUCGACCUCUCCAAGUUCGCUGAAAAAGCGGUUGUUAGAACGGCCAGACUCGCCCUUCUUCCAGCGUGCACAGACACUCUUCUAUAGAGCACCCAGCGGUCGGGAAAUCGUAGUUGAUAUAAGCCCGGAAUGGCUUUCACCUUACCUUCCAGACUCGGCUGUAAAAGUGCAAGACAUCGCGCGCGACCAAAUCCCGUACAUCUCCCUUACCGACCUGAUCGUGUUCAAGCUGGAUUCGAGCGGACUGCGAUCUAGCCCCGUGAAAAAAGAGCGCGACGCACAGGAUGCCGCGGCUCUAGUCGCUUUCGCCACGGACAAAAGCCCCCUACAUCUUUCCGAGAGACAGGAGCAAAUCGUAGAAGAAGCGCUCUGCGACGUGGCGAGAUGCGGUACCAAGGAAAAGGGCUGGUGGGAGAACCGCAUGGGCCUAACGAAGAAAGCCGCCGCCGACGGACCCCCUCACGGAUCAUCCCCCCCUCACGACAACCCGGGUCGCGGGCGCAAGCAGAGCCGGCCUCAUUCUAAAUCGGACCCUUCGCCAUCCAGGAGUCCGCCGCUCGCAAACGAUCCCAACACGGCGUGGCACUACGAGCGGCUGGAUCGCGGGCACAUGCGGCGGUUCAACUCGCUGCACAGCAGCAGCCGGAGCGCAAACGGCAACCACCACAACAACAGCAACAACAGCAACAGGCCAGGGACCCCGCGCUCGUCGUCGCAGCGCAUGCUCCGGGACACGGGGUGCACGAUGACGCAGCCCAAGACGACGCACGCGAGCUUCCAGCUGGGCGCGCGGCGGUCCGGCCUGAGCAAGGAAGUCAGCCCGGACUCCAACUUCUGCUGCGACGACGAGAAGUGCUACAACCUCGAGCCGGGCGACGGCGGCGAGAGCAGGAGCAAGAACGAGUCCGGCGGGUGCGGUUCGCCCGCUGGACACUUCGACGACGACGUUACGCGCACGCCGCCGGGCGGCCUCGGGACGGUCACGGAGCACGAUAUGAUGGGGGGUGGUGGUGGUGGCCGCUCCAGUUCGGAAGAAAUGUCGGGGUAAGGUAGAUCACCCUUCUACGCGCAUACCCCACUACGCGCCACCUUUUCCCAUACAAAAUCAGC
Daldinia vernicosa is the source of this 1331-nucleotide messenger RNA. RefSeq lists its product as uncharacterized. The coding region runs from base 1 to 1269 and encodes 422 amino acids. The transcript has 3 exons. NCBI's taxonomy places the organism in Eukaryota, Fungi, Ascomycota, Sordariomycetes, Xylariales, Hypoxylaceae. The record is from RefSeq and is a predicted model, not a curated record.